AUGACAACAUCAAAAUGUUGUUUAAUCUGUUUGGCACUCAUUCUUCCGCCAUUACCUGUAGCUAUAUUAUAUGGAUGUGGUGCUCAAUUCUGGAUUAAUGUUUUACUUUUAUUUCUUUGUUUUGGUAUUCCAGCUAUAAUUCAUGCUUGUGUUGUUAUUUCAGAUUACCAACCAGUACCUGUAUAUUAUCAUGGUAUGCCUCAAGCUGUUGUAGUUAGGCAACCUCAUCAUGUUCAACAUUAUCCAAGACCAUAUCACUAA
Messenger RNA from Strongyloides ratti, 261 nucleotides. Its product is annotated as Proteolipid membrane potential modulator family-containing protein. The record is from RefSeq and is a predicted model, not a curated record. NCBI's taxonomy places the organism in Eukaryota, Metazoa, Nematoda, Chromadorea, Rhabditida, Strongyloididae. The coding region runs from base 1 to 261 and encodes 86 amino acids. The transcript has 2 exons. Gene Ontology annotation, cellular component: membrane.